Molecule: messenger RNA, 462 nt
Organism: Rotaria sordida
Lineage: Eukaryota; Metazoa; Rotifera; Eurotatoria; Philodinida; Philodinidae
Source: the annotation of a GenBank genome assembly
AUGAGUACUCGAAAUCGAUAUACUUCAAAUAUUACAAGCAAUCAUUCAUGUUAUACUUGUACAGAACGAGUUGUUGGUUAUACUGAGCAUCCAGGUUCAUGUAAAUAUCUUAAUAUAAGUUCUCCAGUAGCAUCAACUUAUAUAAAAGAAUGUAGUAUUAGUGGUAAUGAUAAUAUUAAUGAAUAUGAAUGUCGAAAAUUAGUCAUUAGUUAUCGUUCUGUUGAAACAUUUUUACGUCGUGAUUGUGUACCAAAAGGUUUAUGUUCAUGGAAAGAUAAAACUCAAUCAAUGAUAAAUACACCAGUGUAUGAUUGUGUUUAUACUGAUGAACAAACACAAAAACUUGAAUGUAUUUAUUGUUGUGAUACAUCAUUAUGUAAUCGAACAAUUUUACAUCGUAUGACAAAUCAAUUUAUUAUUUGUUUAUUAUUCCUUAGUUAUAGAAACUUGAUUUUAUUCUAA